AUGCUGCACGGCCCCGCCGCUAUGGGGGAGCCGUGGCCGCCGCAGCCGCCGCAGCAGCAGCAGCAGCAGCAGCAGCAGCAGCGGCUCCCGGGGCUCGGCAACGCCUCGGAGCCGCCAGCCUGGCCGGGCACGGCGGCACCGGGCGGCGGGGCGGCGGCCGCGGGCCCGGUCAGCCCCUGGGACAUCGCGCUGUGCGCCACGGGCACGGCGGUGGCGGGCGAGAACGCGCUGGUGCUGGCCGUGCUGUUCUACACGCCGAGCCUGCGGGCUCCCAUGUUCCUGCUGAUCGGCAGCCUGGCGCUGGCCGACCUGCUGGCCGGGCUGGGGCUGGUGGCCAACUUCGCCGUGCGCUACCUGCUGCGGCCGCCCAGCGAGGCGGCGGAGCUGGCGGCCGCGGGGCUGCUGCUCGCCGCCUUCUCCGCCUCGGUCUGCAGCCUGCUGGCCAUCACCGUGGACCGCUACCUGUCGCUCUACAACGCGCUCACCUACCACAGCGAGCGCACGCUGGGCUUCACCUGCGCCAUGGUGCUGCUGAUGUGGCUGCUGUGCCUGGGCGUGGGGCUGCUGCCGCUGCUGGGCUGGAACUGCCUGCGGGACCAGAGCGCCUGCAGCAUCCUGCGGCCCGUCACCAAGGACAACGCGGCCGUGCUGGCCGUCACCUUCCUGCUGCUCUUCGCGCUCAUGAUGCAGCUCUACCUGCAGAUCUGCAAGAUCGCCUUCCGGCACGCUCAGCAGAUCGCCGUGCAGCACCAGUUCAUCGCCACGGCGCAGGCCAGCUCCACCCGCAAAGGGCUCUCCACGCUCUCGCUCAUCCUCGGCACCUUCGCGCUCUGCUGGAUCCCCUUCGCCAUCUACUCGCUGGUGGCCGAUUCCAGCUACCCCUCGGUCUACACCUACUCGCUGGCGCUGCCCGCCACCUGCAACUCGCUCAUCAACCCCAUCAUCUACGCCUUCAGGAACCCGGACAUCCAAAAAUCGCUCUGGCUGGCCUGCUGCGGGUGCAUCCCUUCCACGUUCUCCUCCAGACCAAGGACAUCCAGCGACGUGUGAGGACUCAGCGCGGAGCCGGAGGUGCUCCCUGGUUCUCCUCCUCCUUCUCUUUUUUCCCCUCUGUCGUUAUUGUUUCCUGCCGGGAGGAGUCCGCCUCCCCGGUCAGCACAUCUCGUUCCAUGGAAAGACGGCCAAAAAGAGAGGAAAGAAAAAAAAAAAAAAAAAAAGGAGCAAAAGGGAAAAAAGAAAGAGAGAGUAGAAUGAUAAUAGUUUCCUUUAGAAAUGUUAUUUUCUUACACAUUUUAUUUUUUAUUUA
This is a messenger RNA of Oenanthe melanoleuca, 1306 nucleotides long. Its product is annotated as G-protein coupled receptor 12-like. Gene Ontology annotation, cellular component: membrane. Bases 1 to 1050 code for a protein of 349 amino acids. Gene Ontology annotation, molecular function: G protein-coupled receptor activity. The transcript has a single exon. Lineage: Eukaryota; Metazoa; Chordata; Aves; Passeriformes; Muscicapidae. The record is from RefSeq and is a predicted model, not a curated record. Gene Ontology annotation, biological process: G protein-coupled receptor signaling pathway.